AUGGCUUCGACGGACGAAAAGAAGGUCGCUAAGACCAUUAACGACACAAAGACAGACGCAACUGUCCCCACAACAAGAGCUGACGAAGACGACGACGAAAUCCCAAUGCUUGUUUCGGGACCUCCUCCUACUGGCAUGUUCCAGACCCAGAGUGAACACCACUACAGCACAUUCGACGUGCCCCAGGUCGAAGACCGUGUGCCCAUCACCAUCAUCACCGGCUAUCUGGGCUCAGGCAAAAGUACACUGCUCAAUUUCCUCAGCAAACAGAAGGAAAAGAAGAUCGCCAUCAUUCUGAACGAGUUUGGAGACUCGGCCGAGGUGGAGAGAUCCCUUACUGUCACUCAAGACGGUCAGAUCUUUGAGGAAUGGCUCGAGCUCGACAACGGCUGUCUGUGUUGCACAGUCAAAGAUUCGGGGGUGGCGGCCAUCGAGAACCUCAUGACCAAGAAGGGCAACUUUGAUCUCAUCAUGCUGGAGACCACCGGAGUUGCGGAUCCAGGCCCUAUUGCUAACAUGUUCUGGCUGGACUCUGCGCUUGCAUCUUCCAUCUACCUCGACGGAAUUGUGACUGUGCUGGACGCAACCAACAUCGUAAAGUGUCUGGAUGACGUGACUGUCGACGAUGCACAUCAUGGGGAGAACAAGGAGCUUCAACCGCUAUCGACAGCCUGCAUCCAGAUCGCCCACGCCGACAUUCUUAUUCUAAACAAGGUCGACAAGAUUGGCUCUGCCGAAGAGCUCGAAUAUAUCAAGAACAGAAUCAAAGGUAUCAACGGCCUGGCACCGAUCAUCGAGACCACCUAUGGACAGAUUGAGCUGCCGAAAAUCCUCAACCUCAAGGCCUACGAAGAAAAAGUGAACCUUGAGCACGCACAUUCUCACGAUCACGGAUGGCAUGACCACAGAAUCACCACUGUUUCCGUUGGUUUUCCUCCUGUUUCGCUGCAGCAGGCUGAACAGCUCGAGAGCUAUAUCCAGCAGGCCACCUGGGACAACCAGUUAUUGGGAGUGCCCGUCGAGAUCCACAGAACAAAGGGUAAGCUGGUAGACACCAACGGAAACGUCCGAGUGAUCCAGGGUGUUCGAGAUACUUAUGAUGUUAUGGAUACCAGUCAGGUGGAGAAUCUGUCAGAAGUUGGACAUAAGCAUCCUUCCAAGCUCGUCUUCAUUGGAAAGAACCUCAGUAAGCAGCUCGUUCUCGAGAGCUUUGCCCGUUUCAUGGGCAUUACAGAUAUUAUUUAA
Molecule: messenger RNA, 1245 nt
Organism: Yarrowia lipolytica CLIB122
Lineage: Eukaryota; Fungi; Ascomycota; Dipodascomycetes; Dipodascales
Cellular component (GO): cytoplasm
Source: RefSeq, a predicted model, not a curated record